UACACACUGGAACACUAUGAACACUAGAAAUGCAGAGCUUCCUAGUUUGUAGAUAAGGAACAGAGAGAGAAAGUACAGAGAGCAAGAGUGAGGGAGAGAGAGGAAAAAACCUUUGAAAAAAUAUGUCACAGAGGGACAUCUCUUUCACGUAAUGAAACCACCCUCAACUUUUCAGACAUCAAAAGGUGAAAAGAAGAAUAAAUGCUCAGAGGUCAGGAAUAGAGGCUCUUUAAUGCAUUGACUACUCUGCGGCUACAUAUAAGAACCAAAACAGCAUACGACGGCUGUUCUUUCCUACAUUCUAUACUGGAGGGACCAUUGACCUUCUAUCCAGAAGAAAGGGUUGAGUUCUUCAAAUAAAGGACGUUUAUCACUGAAUCUAUAGAUCUAGUUUUACUCCUGUGAAACUCUGCACCUAUAGCUGAUACACACCUCAUUUGCCUCACAUCAUGGGUGCCAGCAGGAAGAACUUUUUGAUUAUGUGUACAUCCAGCACAUCUGUAUUAUUGGCCUUUUUCUUGCUCUCCUGGGGGCCUUUCUGUUCACAAAGUAGCCCUAUCGGCUCCCCCGAGAAACUCCGCACCGCUCCAGGGUUGGAUGACGGACAUGGAGGGGUUCUGGAUCCUUUACUCCUGGAGCAGGACAGUGAGAUGGACAUGCAGAGCUUGCUGGAGACCCUGAAAGGACAGUUUCUACACACUUUUAACCUGACACAACCCGGCCCCCCUGUGCAGCCAGGGGCCACUAGAGUAGAGCCCCCUGAAUACAUGCUGGAGCUCUAUAACCGCUUUGCCAGUGACCGGACAGCAAUGCCUUCUGCAAACAUUGUACGCAGCUUUAAAAAUGAAGACUCUUUCCCAUGUAAUGUGGGACCUGGUGGGGUGAGGCAACACCCACUUAUCUUCAACGUGUCUAUCCCACAUCACGAGAGAGUUGCCGCAGCUGAGCUCCGACUGUACACUUUGGUCCAGACUGACCGCAAAAAAUACACUGGUGUUGACAGAAAAGUCACCAUAUAUGAAGUCAAACAUCUUGAAACGAACAGCAGUCAGCAAAUAGGAAAGGACGUUAUUGAGGGAGGAAAUCAAACCAAGCAAGAGGAAGAAACAGAACUAGUGGAGUUGGCGUCUCGACAGGUUUACGGUACAGAUAGUGGGUGGGAAUCCUUUGACAUGACCGCUGCAGUGCAACUUUGGCGGAAAUCAGACUAUGGCACCACCCACAGGCUGGAGAUCCACAUAGCCAGUCUGAACUCCCAGAGUUUGACAUCAACUGAAGGUAAGGAUGAAGGCAACACCAGAGGAGGGGAAAUGGACAUUGACACUAGCCCUGAGGACAAACACAAACCCUUAAUGAUCGUCUUUUCUGAUGACCAGAGCGGAGACCACCGUGGAGACAAACGAGAGUUGAAUGAACUGAUCCAGCAUGAGACCACUGGGCCGGGUGUUCAAAACAACCUUGAGCUAGAACUGAACGGUCUCUGGGAUGACCUGGAACUUAUGGGACAAAAAGAUGGGAAUGAGAAAGAGGAGCAGAGUGAGGAAGCUCUCCUACAGAUGCGCUCCAACUUCAUCUAUGACACGGCGUCUAGAUUCCGACGCAAUGCCAAGGGCAACCAGUGUAAAAAGACCUCCCUUUAUGUGGACUUCAAAGACAUUGGCUGGGACAGUUGGAUCCUAGCUCCCUCCGGUUAUGAAGCCUUUGAGUGUACUGGGACGUGCAUGUACCCCUUGACCAAUCACGUUACACCUACAAAACAUGCCAUUGUGCAAACUUUGGUCAGUCUGAAAAGUCCACAAAGAGUGUCCAGGGCUUGUUGCGUACCCACUGAACUAGAUCCCAUCUCCCUGCUCUACCUAGAUGAUGCAGGUGUGGUGACAUAUCAGUAUAAAUAUGAAGGUAUGGUGGUAGCUAAGUGUGGAUGCAGAUAGUAUUUAAUGGACUUAGGGGAGUGGGGUGAAGCUGGGCCAAAAGCUUAGCAAUUGAAUUGGAAGGAAGCUAAAAGACAGUUAUUGUCUAAGGCCUUCAUACCAAGUUUCUUCCAAAUGGCAGUGGAUAAGCUCUUACUCCCAACCUUAACAGCGUUAGCAGGAGUCAUGAAAUCAGUUGAAUCUGCCAAUUCUGGAGCCACGUGACGAGGGGCCACAAUACAAGAUUUAGUGGGAAUGGUGACCAUUUAAUUCCUGCUGAAUAAGGAUUGGGUGGAACAUAAGACAAUAAUUGAACCACUUGACACGCCUCAAGAUCAGCCGGGAUAAAUGAGCUGUUCUUAUCAGUAAAGACUGAAGUUUAAAUUAGAGAUUAUAUCAACUCCAACUUGUUACAUACUUGGCCAUAUCGUUUGCGUCAGCAAAGCCCUCACUAAGUGGGCAUUUGAUAGUAAUGGCAGUGAACUCAAGCACCACAGGGUCAGUCGAGUGACACUACCAGAGACAAGAAGCAUGUGAAAUGGCCUAUUACGGCAAUGGGUCUCAUUCAUUACUCAUGCAUACACACAGAUUUUUGAGCUUUGAGGUUUCUCUGAAGAUAAACAGAAACAUGCAUGUAUAGCUGGCUACUGAGAGUUUUGUAAUCUGGGUCUGUAUAAAAGGUGGUAAUUGUCUUUGAACUGGUUUUAAGGAUGCACACUUUGCUGCUGAGAGUGAUGAAAGGCUGUAAAGGAAAGGUUGUGUGGAGUAUGAUUAAUGGUUUAGGUGUGUUUUAUGAAAAUAAGUAACCUCAGGCAUUCAAAUUAUCAUUUCGAAAACUCCAAAUUCCUUAACA
Messenger RNA from Carassius carassius (crucian carp), 2763 nucleotides. Its product is annotated as bone morphogenetic protein 10-like. The transcript is spliced from 2 exons. Gene Ontology annotation, biological process: SMAD protein signal transduction; BMP signaling pathway. Bases 450 to 1931 code for a protein of 493 amino acids. The record is from RefSeq and is a predicted model, not a curated record. Gene Ontology annotation, cellular component: extracellular region. Lineage: Eukaryota; Metazoa; Chordata; Actinopteri; Cypriniformes; Cyprinidae. Gene Ontology annotation, molecular function: growth factor activity; cytokine activity.